AUGGGUCAAGCCCAGGGAGCCAUGGAGAUUUACCGUCAGGGCAUUUCCAAAAUGUCGAAUGGCCAAUAUCAGGCAGCAAUCCAGGACUACAACAGGGCCAUUGAGCUGGACCCUAGACAUACUGCAGCAUUUCACCAUCGGGGCAUAUCCAAAAUGGCUCUUGGCCAACACGAAGCGGCCAUCCAGGACUAUGACAAGGCCAUUGAACUGGACCCAGCCCUUUCGUCGGCAUUUUUCAAUCGAGGCACUUCCAAGAUGGCUCUUCGCCAGCAUGAGGCGGCAAUCCAGGAUUUCGACAAGGCCAUUGAGCUGGACCCCAGAAAUCCUGCAGCAUAUCGUAAUCGGGGCAUAUCCAAAAUGGCUCUUGGCCAACACGAAGCGGCAAUUCAGGAUUUCGACAAGGCCACUGAGCUGGACCCUAGAAAUUCUACAGCAUUUAUCCAUCGAGGCACUUCCAAGAUGGCUCUUCACCAGCAUGAGGGAGCGCUCCAGGAUUUCGACAAGGCCAUUGAGCUGGACCCCAGAAAUCCUACAGCAUAUCGUAAUCGGGCUACUUCCCAGAUGGCUCUUGGUCAACAUGAGGCGGCCAUUCAGGAGUUCGAUAAGGCCAUUGAGCUGGACCCCAGAGAUCCUGCGGCAUAUCGUAAUCGGGCAGCUUCCAAGAUGGCUCUUGGUCAACAUGAGGCAGCCAUCCAGGAUUAUGACAAGGCCAUUGCACUUCUAAGAUGGCUCUUCGCCAGCAUGAGGCGGCCAUCCAGGACUAUGACAAGGCUAUUGAGAUGGAUCCAAGGCUUGUAGAAGCUAUCCACAAUCGGGGCGUUUCCAAAAUGGCACUUGGCCAGCAUGAGGCGGCAAUCCAGGAUUACAACAGGGUCCUGGAGCUCAACCCCAGCCAUUCUGGGGCCAUUCGCAAUCGGGAUAUUUCCAAGGAGGCCAUCGGCCAAGAUUAGACCUGUGCAAAAACUGAGCGUGGCGAUAGCAGACUGCCCUGUUCCGCUGCAUCCGGAAAAGGUCCUUCUUGGGUCGGCCUGAACCGAGAAAGAGAGGGAGGCAGUGGAGGCUGUCCUCACAGUCCGUUAGAUAUCUUCACAUUCCGUGCGGGAGCUGAGAGCCUGUCCUGGGUCCAAGCAGAUGAGAGAUGCCCAUGUUUCAUCACGUUUUCAGUGUAAUCCGCAUCGAAAAGAAACCAGUGAAAGACCGUCAGACCCUCACCAAAUGCUGGAAGACCUUCCACAACUGCUCGAAGACCUUCCAAGAACUUCCGCA
Messenger RNA from Durusdinium trenchii, 1266 nucleotides. Lineage: Eukaryota; Dinophyceae; Suessiales; Symbiodiniaceae. The record is from the annotation of a GenBank genome assembly.